Molecule: messenger RNA, 2272 nt
Organism: Planococcus citri (citrus mealybug)
Lineage: Eukaryota; Metazoa; Arthropoda; Insecta; Hemiptera; Pseudococcidae
Gene: Ufsp2
Product: UFM1 specific peptidase 2
Exons: 10
Coding region: 121-1884 (587 amino acids)
Source: RefSeq, a predicted model, not a curated record
UCAAGAAACUUAUCAAAAUUAUCAAACCAAAAAUUUUCCAAAACAAAAACUAUAGAAAACCUUUGAAAAUUUUGUUCAAUUUUAUGAUUUUUCCAUGAAUUUUUGAUUUAUUUCUAAAUAAUGGGACCGAAAUUGAAAAUUGCCGAGCUUGUAAUUCAACGUUUAAAUGAGAGAAAAUCACCAUUCCUCGGAGAGCUGUACGGAAUUCUACACGAAAAUACUCUGAUCAUUGUUAGCUUCACUUUGAAAUAUGUCGAAGAGCAAGAAGAAGUGAAAUAUCGUAUCAGUGAAAAUAAUUUUCCUACCGAAAUUGACUUAUAUGGCGUUGUCAGCUGCACUCAACACAUUAAAAAAUUUACCGAUAAUUUACCUCUUGAUAUCAGUAAUGUUUUCAAGGAUGUUGUUGUCACCGAUAACCCUAUUCUUUUAAGCUAUGGUUAUUUGGAUAAAGAAAGCAAUGUACAAGCGUUUUUCAACAAAAAUGGUGUGAUUACUGCUACAUCUUAUGACAUCAUUCCCGAAUCCGAAAUUUGGCAACAAUUUGUUCUCGUUCGCUUGAACAUUCCAUUGAAUUUUAUUUGUCACAAUGUAUCUCAGGAUAAAGAAGAUUUGAUUGAUAACUUUUCAAAAAAAGUAUCUUCAGGAGCAGCCAUGUUUCAUGUUGAACAAUCAGAUAUAUAUCUUACGUCCAAUAACGCCGAAGACGUGAGUAAUGGGAAAGGAGUUACUAAUGUGCUGUGUAGUGAAUCUUCUUCGUCACCUCUACUUUUAUAUUUGAAAAAAAUAUGUAAAGAAAAGAACGAUACUCCUGUUAUCGUUAACGUUGAUGUAUUAAUGAAGACAACUUGUGGGAAACAUUUUGAAAGCAGUCCAAAAAGAGCUCUGGCUAUUCAACAUGUUACAAAAAUAUUCGAAGGCAUCCAAGGUUCAUUGAAUUUAGAUUCGUUAAUUAUGUUUCAAAAGAGUAAAACGGAAAAACAUCUAUAUAAUGCCUUAGUGGACAGCGUGUGCCGAAUUUUGAAAUUAGUUAAACAAAGUUUUUUCAUAUACGAAAACAUUCCUCCUGAAAUAUACCAUUUUUAUCCUUCGUAUUUAGGACAUUUUGUCACUCUGGUGUAUCCUUUGAACAUUUCUGAUGAUGAUUUGACUGAUUCUCGAAAAUAUGUUCAUAUUAAAUUCAAUUUGCUGUGCGAUAGACCCAUAUUCAGAAGAUCAGUUAAAUAUUCAUUCCAAGAAAAGAAAAACCCUGAAGAAAUUUUGAAUAAUGUUCACGUCGGGUUACCUCCUUCUGGAAUCAAUGGUACCAUUUCAAUGGUACAAGGUACAUACUCAUAUUUUCAUUACAUGCAUGGUAAUUUUAAUGACAAUGGAUGGGGUUGUGCAUAUCGUUCUCUUCAAACAUUGUUCUCGUGGUAUAAGCAUCAAGGUUGGACGGAUCACGAAAUACCCACUUUGAGAGAAAUUCAACAGAAGUUAGUUGAAAUAAAAGAUAAACCCAAAGCUUUCCUGGGUUCCCGAAAUUGGAUUGGGUCAUUCGAAGUGUCUUACGUACUCGACGUAAUGCUUUCAGUUACAUGCCGUAUGUUGAAUGUUGCUAUUGGUGAAUCGGUUGCUGACUAUGCUCACGAUUUGGCAAAUCACUUUAAAAAACAUGGCACGCCGGUUAUGAUCGGUGGAGGAGUUCUUGCUCACACCAUUUUGGGAAUCGAAAUCAACGACGAAACAGAUGAAGUUAAAUUUUUGGUACUGGAUCCACACUUUACCGGUCCAGAUCAAUUGAAUAUUAUUCAAAGUAAAGGAUGGAUUGGAUGGAAAAAUGCUGAUUUUUGGGGAAAAGACGCGUUCUACAACAUGUGUUUGCCAUAUAGAAAAAUGGGUGUUUAGUGUCGCGUUUACAUAGUUAUUUAAUAAGUGAUCGUUAUUGAUUUUUUUUGUUUGUUGAAAAUAAUUAAUUAAUAUUUUUGUACCUAUCAAUUUAACCCCGCUCCCUUCUGUACUUCUUCUGAUUCUAUUACUGAUUGUUCUAUUCUGAAGUUAUUUAAAAUAUAAAAACAAUAUACUUGUUCUAUUUGUAAUUUUCCUGCCUUUAAAAAUACCGCCAAUAAUAUAUGUCUAUUUUUUUAUUUAAUCGGAUCUCAGCUGCACUCUCCGCAUACAUAGCGAACGUGCGCUCGUAUAGGUUCAAUUUUCUGAUGUAUUUUUUAUUCUAAAAGAUUCGUUUGAAAUGAUUUAAUACCUAGCUAAAGUCUGCAUAAACUCGUUUUUUAUUUAA